AUGAAGCUACUGGGGGGGGGGGGUCCUGCUGGUAUGAAGGUGCUUGUUGUGUCUGUUUGUGUCUGCAUGUUUGUUAUAUUGACUACAGGAAGUCUUCUAUUUAUUUAUUACAGAGCUGAAUUUAACGAUGACGAUACGCAAUCCACCUCCACACAAUGCAUCUUGUUUAUUACACAUCGACAGCUGGAUUCAGCUUAUCGUGUGUGUCCGAUGUGUAGGAUUUCCUUACUUGUCAAGAUUUGUGGCACAAUGGCUCAAAGUGUGUUUACUGAUGAUUAAAGAAGCCAUUUCCACCGCGUCUGUUUUCUCAGGGAUCUUCUUCACAUUGUGUCCUUAGAUCUCAUCUCUCUGAUCAGUGACAUUAUCAAAGCCCGAGGGCGGCUCACUGAGCGCUUCGUACCCAUUCAGGACAAUGUGUGUACUACUACUACUGCACAGGGGCCCUUAUCAUCCUCUUGACCUCAUGCUGCAGGGUCCCCGUGUGCACCACAAUCUGAGGCGCUCACCUGGAGCUCCGUGAUGCUGCAGCAGACCUCUGCGCGCACCAGGGGUCAGCAUUGAGGUCACAUGCAUUGUUUAGUGUAGUAGUUUAACGGUGCUGAUGCGUGUUUGUAUGUCUGUGGAGUUCAGCUUUGAGUCCCUUAUUACAUUUCGUAAUAUUGUGGUUGUCUUGCGUGGGCAGUGCAGAGAAAGGCGAGGCGCGCGCUGCUGCCCGAGGCCGCACAUUCCUCCACAUUCCACAGCGGAGGGAAACAAUGGCGGCGCUCCUCAGGGACUCAAGAUGACACAAGAACCCAUUUAAGUUCACCACGAAGAACCAGAAACACACUCCGUUCUUAUUCCAGCCCGAACACAACGCACAAUAAAUGGAAUUACCGAUAAACAAAAGUGCAGUGGACGUUGGAAUGACGUCACGGAGCGGUGACGUGUGCCCCUCCAGAUGACCAAAUAAGGAGAGGGGCACAUGAAAGUGGACUUGGUUCUGCUCCGGUUCGGUAUGAAUGAGGAGUCACGUGCUCGUGCCGACACGCCGAUAAAUCGACCCGUCUGAGCGGCCGUGUGCGCGUGCGUGUGCCCGUUGGUGCGCGAGCUGCUGUAGUUUCUUGAGGAAAAGAGAAGAGGAAGCAGUUCCGCCCCCACGAGCUGCCCCGGAGGUCGAACCGAGCGCAGCAGAAAGAAGACGCGCACGCACACACGCGCACGCGGCGGCUCGAGUCUGGGACGGAACUUGUUGCUCCGGCGGACUCGUCGCGUCUGACUGUGAGUCAAAGAAGAAAUGAGUAAAGUUUCCGUUCGAAGCUGAAACCCUCCGCGCGCCCCGCUAAGAACAACGGCACCGAGCGACCCGCGGCUCCACUUCACGCCCGCUCAGGCUUUCCGACCCGGACCGAUCCCAGUUCCGAACCAGUAUGAGCGGAGAAGAGGAACGGUUCAAACUGGUGGUGGUGGGAGGAGGAGGGGUGGGCAAGAGCGCCCUGACCAUCCAGUUCAUUCAGUCCUACUUCGUGUCGGACUACGACCCCACCAUCGAGGACUCGUACACAAAGAUCUGUUCUGUGGACGGGAAGGAGACCCGGCUGGACAUCUUGGACACUGCAGGCCAGGAGGAGUUUGGAGCGAUGAGGGAGCAGUACAUGCGCUCAGGAGAAGGCUUCUUAUUGGUCUUUGCACUCAACGAUCGGAGCAGCUACCACGAGGUCCAGAAAUUCCACACUCAGAUCCUGCGAGUCAAGGACCGAGACGACUUCCCCAUGGUGCUGGUUGGGAACAAGGCGGACCUGGAACAGCAGCGAGUGAUCUCCAGAGAGAAUGCCGUGGCAUUCGCCAGAGAGAACCGGAUCCACUACAUGGAGGCUUCAGCCAAGAACCGCCACAACGUCGAUGAAGUCUUCCUGGAGCUGGUGCAAAUUAUCCGACGGUUUCAGGAGAUGGAGAGUCCUCCUCCUCAAAGUCAUCACACAAGGAAACAGAAAGGGGGGGGCUGUCCCUGUGUCCUCCUCUAAGCAACGUUACCAUGGACACCAAAUCCCUCAGAGAGAGCGAGAGAGAGGGAGAGAGGGAGGGAGGGGGAGGGAGAGAGAUUAAUUUGCACUUUUGAUACUUUAAAUCAGUGUAAUCGUUUAUUUUAGUGCGAGGUGUCAGUAACCAUCUGGUGGAGAGAAGCGAGUGUGAAAGGGACAUCAACUGACCAAACAGCUGUUAGUCACCUCUGUGGUGAAUGAUGACGUCCAUGGGCUGUCAUGUUGCAUGCCUCCCUGCAGGGGGAAGCAGACCCCCGCUCCUGUUGUGACGGUGGGUUGAAAAGACCCCUGAAGGCAGCACGGAGGACGUGAUCAGACGUGCGUACAGAAGCCUUCAGCUUGUGCAGUAUUCAUGACAGCGGAAGUUGCUUCUGCAUUUGCACAUUUCCUUUGACUUCAGUAGUCCUGGACGUUUAUUGUUUUGGUGAAAGGUGGACUGCAUUCUGGUACUUUGUAUUUCUUUUGAUCUUAAUCUGCUUGUUACAUCAUCCGUGUCUUUAAUAAGGGAUAAAUGUAUAAUAAUGUUUUUUCGCAGACAUCUAGUGGUGAAAGUUUACUCUCCAGUCUUCCUGGAGCUUCACCCUUCAUCUCAUGGGCUUCUUCAGAUGAUGGUUGGACUCCCUGGCGAUGGUUCAGAUGUCGUCACAUGAGAUAAAUGUUGGACUUUAGUAUAGCGAUGUGUCAGGUGUCAACGGUCUGGUGGAUGCGCUGUGAUUGGCUGUCCCAUGUGACGUCAUAAACGGUGGAGCACCUGUCUCCUGGGGCCGGAGGUCCAGCUCCAUAAGCAGUCCCUCUGCAUGCUCUGCGUCCUGUUCAACACAAACUCUCCUCAUUCUGAGAUCGUGUGUUAACGUCUAAGCUCUCUUCAUGACAUCCGAGCCAGCUUCAGUCACCAAUGACUUUUGAUGUCCAACGUUUCAGACAAAGCGAACAGGUGGUCUGUGACGUUCAGUGGAUGGAUGUGCAGCUGCUUUGGUCUUAAAGGUGUGCAGCAUUGUACCUUCUGUAUCGUAUGCAGUGUUUCCCUUAGGGUUUCAGCUUGGGGGAGUUCGCGUUAGGCCCUCUCACCUGUGUGCGUGUGUGUGUAUGGGCACAUUUCCGCGUAUGGGGGCACUUGGUAGGGUGGGGGGGCGGGGCGCGUCUUGUUCAAUGGUAGGGGAGACACUGGUAUUGCAUUGGACAGUUCUAUAUUAUCUCCAUUACAAACCUCACAGAACGGGCUGGCGCUCUGCUGCAUGGCAGCAUCCCCAUUUAUCAUAUGUGUAAGUCUCCCUCUGAGAUCCUCGCCCCACCUCCCCGCGUCGGUGCAGUAGCCCCUAUCCACCGGUGGAGGUCACUACGAGCAACCAGCUUCCCACACACAUUCAGGCGAGACGUGUAGCCCAUUCCCAGGGUGUGUGUCCUUGUAUUGGUGGCGCCAGAAUAUAACAACACAUCACUGCUUUUUAUUUGCAACAAAAGAUGAACGCACUAUUAUGCACACUAAGACAGUGAAAAAUUUAAGAAAAAUGAAAUGAAAUCUCUCAUAAUACAUGUCCACUAAUAUCCACCAUCUUCAUUGCUUUGGACAGUGUUUAUUUUUUCUUUAAUAGAAAUUCAUGUGUGUGUAUCUAUAUUACAAACUGCAAUUCACAUCAUUCUAUUUUCUAUUGCAAUGAAAGCCAAAUCUCUUUUAUACAUUAUUAAAACAUUUACAACCUAA
Gasterosteus aculeatus aculeatus (three-spined stickleback) is the source of this 3723-nucleotide messenger RNA. RefSeq names its product RAS related (gene rras). Gene Ontology annotation, molecular function: GTP binding; GTPase activity. Gene Ontology annotation, cellular component: membrane. Gene Ontology annotation, biological process: signal transduction. NCBI's taxonomy places the organism in Eukaryota, Metazoa, Chordata, Actinopteri, Perciformes, Gasterosteidae. The record is from RefSeq and is a predicted model, not a curated record.